GGGGUACUCCAAGACCAAGGUUGGGAACCACUGUGUUAUACUAGCCAAUACAGCUUCUCGAGAUAUACUUUCUGCACCGCAUACAAAAAAGUGCCAGUGCUCAGAAGAACAGUGUGGUAUAUUGUAUGUAGGGAUUCUAGUUCACUUACUGCUUCUGCGCAGCACGGUUUGCAGAAAAUUAAGAGGGUUUUUCUAAGCUAGGGUGCCGAGCGGCCAAACGCACCGCCAUUAGCAGCCGUGCCGAUUAUAUACUGUUUCUUCGUAGCUGUUUAUGCAUUUGGAACGUCCAUUUGACAAGAUGCUUGUGCUUUUUUCCACUUUAGUAUUAUGCUUGUCGGAAGUGAAACCCUCACGAGCUUACCCUGGGACUUUCGGUCCCGUUCAGCCCUGUUUAGCACCGCAACAAUGGGAAGGCAGGUCUGUGGAAUAUGAUCACAAAACAGGUAGGAACACGAGGGCCAUGGUCUCGUAUGAUGGACAGAACCAGCGAAUUAGAGUCUUGGAGGAGAAGAGAGGACACGUACCAUGCAAAAAGUUCUUUGAAUACAUCUAUCUGUUCAAGAGUGCCGUACUAUUCCAGAUCGAACAGGUCACCCAGCAGUGCUCCAAGAUCCCUCUGACACAAACCUGGGAUCCCUAUGACAUUCCGGAAAACUCCACUUAUGAGGACCAGUACUUCAUAGGUGGUCCUGGUGACAUGAUUGAGGUGCAAGAGUGGUCAGACAGGAAGCCUGCUCGAAAAAAUGAGGCCUGGGUUGGUGUUUACACAGUCAAGGACUGCUACCCUGUCCAGGAAACCUACACCAGGAACAGCAGUGUGACAACCUCCACCCGCUUCUUUGACUUACAGCUGGGCAUCAGCGACCCUGAAGUGUUCACUCCACCCACCACCUGCCAGUCUGCCAGGCUCAAUUUGAUGACUCAUGGCUGCUAAAGCCUCAGGACACUUAUUUUGCACAGUAUAUACUGUAUACCCAGGGAGUGGAGAGGAACCAUUACACCUAGCUAUGUCAGACAAACCUAGCUCACAUUUGGGGACAUUUUAACCCAAUGAGGUUAGGAGGGGUAAUGAUUUAUUAGUGAGGAUAUAUUUCUUUAUUAGAACAGAACUGAUUUGGUCUUCAAAUCAAUACUCAGAAGUGACCUUUAUAGCUUCUCAUUGAACACCGGUCCCUUAUAAUUCAAGUCUGUGUCCUACCUCAGCUGUAUUGUUUGUAAACUACUGUAGUCACCAAGUCAACUUACAAAUGCAAAUGGAAGUAUAUAAAAACAAAGUAACGAAUUUGUUAAAAGUGAAGGAAGUAAAUAAAGAAAGGCCCACGAGUUUGUAUUACUAAGGAGCCACCAAAGGAAUGAUGAAUCUUAUAAGCCUAGUGUUAGGCUAUAUAGUCAACCGCACAGGGAAACAGCACAUACCAUAUAUAUGUAUGUGUCUGUUUCAACAAUUUGCUUCCCUGCAUAAGUUCGGUUAUGUGCUGCAUUGCGAUUUCCUUUUUUCAGGUUUAAACAAAACAUUUUUUAUAAACACAUAAUAUAACGCUUCAUAAUAUAAUUUUAAAUUACAGUCUUUGCUGAAGCAAAUAAAUACAUUACUCAACAAAUUGUUUCAUCUUGUUGCAUAGCUAAUUAUUACAGUUUUGUCAUGGUAGUGCUUUAUUGUGAUUAGUUGUUGAUUUUGAAUCUUUGAAGCUUUUCUCUGUCUCAUUAAAUCGAAGCUGAAAGAAAAGUA
Molecule: messenger RNA, 1729 nt
Organism: Anguilla anguilla (European eel)
Lineage: Eukaryota; Metazoa; Chordata; Actinopteri; Anguilliformes; Anguillidae
Gene: epdr1
Product: ependymin related 1
Exons: 3
Coding region: 272-934 (220 amino acids)
Biological process (GO): cell-matrix adhesion
Cellular component (GO): extracellular region; lysosome
Molecular function (GO): calcium ion binding
Source: RefSeq, a predicted model, not a curated record